CGGAGAGGUGAGCGCUGCUGGGAAUGCUGGGACAUUAUACAAUAACGCCAAGGGAGGCGUCUGGUAAUGACUGUAUUCUUGUGUUGUCAGGUGCCUAUAAGAUGUCAGGAUGUCGCUGUCUAUUUCGCCAUGGAGGAGUGGGAAUAUUUAGCAAAACACAAGGAUCUGUACAAGGACGUCAUGAUGGAGAAUCAGCAGUCUCUUACAUCACCAGGUGAAGACAGGAUAAGAUAUUCCAAUAAGCAUCUCCAUUUCUCUUCCUACCAUCAAGCAGAAGAUAACAAUACCACACAAGCUAAUUCAAUAACUCCUAAUGUACCCUCAGUUCUUCACAGAGGAGAUCUAUCCACCGAUACUUCUGGACACAAGAAACCUUCAACACUGAUUGGCAGAACAAGAACUAAACAGAAACAUUUUAAAAGGAAUUCUAAUCUUUUCUUGCUUGAGAGAAAUCAUGGAGUGAAAAAGUCAUUUUCAUGCUCAGAAUGUGGAAAAUCUUUUAGCAAGAAAUUAUUUCUGGAUCAACAUCAGAGAACUCACACAGGAGAGAAGCCAUUUUUAUGUUCAAAAUGUGGGAAAUGUUUUAGUCGGAAAUUACUACUUGUGUACCAUCUAAGAAGCCACUUAGGGGAAAAACCAUUUUCAUGUCCUGAAUGUGGGAGGUGUUUUAGUCAGAAAUCAAAUCUUCAUAGACAUCAGCGAGCUCACACAGGGGAGAAGCCAUAUUCAUGUUCAGAAUGUGGGAAAUGUUUUAGUCGGAAAUCACAACUUAAGAUCCAUCUAAAAAGCCACUUAGGGGAAAAGCCAUUUUCAUGUCCUGAAUGUGGGAAGUGUUUUAGUCAGAAUUCGUAUCUUCUUAGACAUCAGAAAGCUCACAGAGGGGAGCUGCCGUUUUCAUGUCCUGAAUGUGGAAAAUCUUUUUGUCAGAAAUCGGAUCUUCAUAGACAUCUGCGAGCUCACACAGGGGAGAAGCCAUUUUCAUGUACUGAAUGUGGUAAAUGUUUUAGUCUGAAAUCAUCUUUUGUUAGACAUCAAAGAGUUCACACCGAAGAGAAGCCAUUUUGAUGUCCUAAAUGUGGUAAGCGUUUUAUUCAGAAAUCAGAUCUUCAUAUACAUCAGAAAGAUCACACAGGGGAGAAGCCAUAUUCUGAAAUCGUGUUUUGUUAAACAUCAGAGAACUCACACAGGGGAGUAGCCAUUUUCAUGUUUAAAAUGUGAAAAAUCUUUUAGUCAGAAAUCACGUCUUGUUAGACACCACAAAGUUCACUCCGAGGAGAAGCCAUUUUCAUGUUCAGAAAGUGGAAAAUCUUUUAGUCAUAUUUCAAGUCUUGCUAAACAUCAGAAAACUCACACGGAAAAGAGAAGCCAAUAUAAGUCAGAAAUACAAGACAUAAUGUAACUUACACAUUCUUACUACAGAUGGCAGGAUCUCAGUCUGUGAAUCAGUUAUAGAUACAAGCCAGGUCUUGUUUUAAAGCUGACAAUCAGGAGAAGAGAAAUCCAGCACUGCAUGGGGAUCCUGGUAAAAUCUCUUUUAUUUCAUGUGAUAAAACAUCCAACAGACCAGUAUAGAAGUCGCAAAUAUGUUUCAGACCCAUCGGUCUUUACUCAUAGGAUAGUUUUCUACUUGCUUCAAGGAAAGCGGCAGUUGGGGAGUUUGACUGGGGCAGCACACCUGUCAACCCAUUACACAGAUGUCCUCAGGUGAGCUGAGGGAGGAUGGAAACCUCCCAUUGAUAACUAUGCUAUGAGUAAAGACUGUUGGGUCCUAAACUUGUAAACAACUGCACCAGUAUGUUGGAAGUGCUACUUUAUAGAAUAGAGAGAUUUUAUCUGGAUCACUGUGCAGUGCUGGAUUUCUCUUCACGUUUGAUAAUUUGCUCCAAAACCUUCCAUGCAUUUAGAGAGUAUCCAUGAGAAAAGGGGUGAGCUGAACUGUGUUAUUUAUUUGAAGCUGACAAUCUAGGCUUCAAAACAAGAUCAUGGUCCAAGGCCUUUAGAAACAGGUGCCAGUGAAAGCUGCAUAAACCUGCAGCUCUUACUCACGAGACAAUUUCUAAGGGCUAUAUCUCCUCAUGUGAAGCAGGUAAUGAUCCUGUAGCGGCACCAAAAUGCUUGAUGACCUCUCACCUUGAUAAGUGCACAGGACCUAAACUAAAGGGGAAACAGAAGUCAGACAGGACAGGUUGGAACCAGAGAAUGAACCAACAUGAGAAACAAACUCUUGAGUAUAAUACCAAACAGUUCAAUACCAGGAAGUUACAUCAGGAGUCAAAUUGUCGAAUUCAGGAAUGGGUCAGCAAUCAGAAAUGCCGAGGUACAAACAGUGGCGCAAAAAAGACCAAUCACAGGCAACUGUGGCCAGUAGUUGCCUGUUUAAAUAUUCUGCCAACAAUAAGCACAUCAUGCCAACACCAAGCCCAAUUGGCCCAGCUUCCCAUAGCCACCAUAGCGAUGCAGAGAUUGCCAUGGUAGCGCGGGCAGAUAAGUACAUGGCAUACCUAUACUUAUUUGGGAAAACCAUAAUCAUACUGACCUGCAGAAUGAAGGUAACAUAUUUUUAUAAAACGUAAUGAAAUAAACCCAUAAGUUGUAUGUGCCCAAGACUGCCCAAAAAGUUGGAAGGCAACAGUGGAAAAAAUGAUUCAUCCUAAAUGCCUAAAAUAUGCCACCAGUAAUGGGGUUUGAGGAUACAGAGAAUCGAAAGGAUAGGUGUAAGUAAAAAAAGAAAGAAAGUAGUUUUCAUAAUAUAUAAAGCACAAAUAAAGCAUGACAGCGAAGACAAAAGAGAACAUGUAUUAAAGCUUGUAGGGAAAUAAAAUUGAGUUGUUGCCCAAGACAAACAAUCAAAUCCCUUCUUUAAUUUUCCAAAAGCUGCCUUAAAAAGUAUAGUUGGAAUGGGAUUGGUUGCCAUUAGCACUGGUUUUGAUAAUUUCUCCUAUUUACGUCAUGCUUCCUAACUUGAUAUUGUCUCAAUAAAGCUCGAUUAUUAUAAAUAAAAUUUGUUUUGGGAAAGUAGGAAAAUGUUG
Messenger RNA from Bufo gargarizans (Asiatic toad), 3029 nucleotides. RefSeq names its product gastrula zinc finger protein XlCGF62.1-like. The transcript is spliced from 2 exons. Gene Ontology annotation, biological process: negative regulation of transcription by RNA polymerase II. The coding region runs from base 67 to 1065 and encodes 332 amino acids. The record is from RefSeq and is a predicted model, not a curated record. Gene Ontology annotation, molecular function: DNA-binding transcription repressor activity, RNA polymerase II-specific. NCBI's taxonomy places the organism in Eukaryota, Metazoa, Chordata, Amphibia, Anura, Bufonidae.